AUGUACCUGUAUACUCGUCAUCGUCGUUCGCUCAUUCCUCCUUUUACGAGCUAUGAUAUUGGCCUUCAGUCUCAGACAUGUCUUACGGGAGUUAUUUUUGUAGCUUUGAGCAGUAUCAAUCCCUCCAAUCUUGGUCCAAAAAAUGCGGAUCAGACUCCGUAUCAAUACUGUCCUCCAACGCCAGAAUGUAAGAUUACACAUCUGGAAACUUUGUGGAAUACUUGCCAGCAGAUUCAAGAUCCUUACGUACCGAUGACAUGUAAACUAGGAUAUUACUGCCUUGCUGGGGACCGAGAGCAGAUUGUAUGCCCUCGGGUAAAUACCGCCCUCUUGGAUCUUUCAACCCCAUUUAAUGCGAUGUGCUAUUUUCAUGUCAUCAAGGCAGUUCACAACAAUUUCCAUUGCCUGGAAUUUCUAGUAGUCAUUAUUGACAUUUCUCUGGCUCUUUUAUUCGGCUAA
This is a messenger RNA of Botrytis byssoidea, 459 nucleotides long. RefSeq lists its product as uncharacterized. The record is from RefSeq and is a predicted model, not a curated record. The transcript is spliced from 2 exons. NCBI's taxonomy places the organism in Eukaryota, Fungi, Ascomycota, Leotiomycetes, Helotiales, Sclerotiniaceae. Bases 1 to 459 code for a protein of 152 amino acids.